AUGAGUGGGAUGGAGCCAGCGUUUGGAGAGGUGUACGGUGCCCCAAGGUGCCUCCUCAGCCCCUACCCGCUGGCCACGCCCCCAGGGGGCAGGAAGGAGUACGACCAGAGCGUGGUCCUGAUGCUGGGCUCCCCGGCAACGCCCCGGAAACGGCCCUUCGAGUUGCUCAGCGACCUGGUGGACGACGGGAUGGGCCUGGGGGAGGAGCUGCAGGCGGAGCGCUGGGACGUGUCGGCGCUGGACGAGAUGACCCGCUACACCAAGCUGGGCCUGGGGGGGGAGGAGGCGAGCGGCGAGGACGCCGUGCUCAUGGGCAGCUGGGGGCGCAGCUGGGAGGACGAAGAGGAGGAGGAGGAGGAGAGGAGGAAGACGACGAGCAGGAGGGCCGGCCCCCAGGCCCGCGCGCAGGAGAGCACGGCCGUGACCCUUGACCCCUGCCGCCCGGCGGGGAGGGAGGCGGAGAGAGGGGCGGGGGGAGGGGCGGAUCGAGGGACGAGGGCGCGGACGGUGGAGGUGUACCAGGUGGCGCAGCAGGAGGAGGAGGAGGUCGCCGCGGCGAUGGGGCGGCUCGUUGCCGUGGUCGCCGCGGGGGACGUCGCGGCGACGGGGUCGGUUGUAGAACACUGCAGCGAAGAGCACAACUACUCGUUGGGAGAAGAAAAGGAGGAAGAGUUGGGGGACCAGGAGGAAGAGGAGGAGGAGGAAGAGGAAGAGGAUGGGGGGGUGGAGGAAACGGCAGCGGAGCUCACCAGCUCCACGGAAACUGAAUGCGAGGCGGAGCCGGAGCGGCGUGCCGGAGAGCGUCCGAAGAAGCGCCGGUGUUUCUGGGAGUACCGACACGCCGGGGAGACCGGGGGCAGGAGGAGGGCCGGCGGGGAGAUCCGCUGGUCUCUCUCCUGGAGCUCCAGCACGCUGCCCAGCACCCUGUACCGCAGGGAGGGUAAGAAGGGGCGCCGUAAAGCCCGUAAGACAGACGCCAGCGACCUGACCCCCGACCCCCAGAAGCUGCAGAACAUCGGGCUGCAGCUGCAGAAGCUGAACGCUGCCAUCGACGGCAUGGGACCCGUCAACGAGCUGCCAGUGGUGGCCCGGGCACGCUCCCGCAAGGAGAAGAACAAGCUGGCCUCCAGAGCCUGCAGGCUGAAGAAGAAGGCGCAGCACGAAGCCAACAAGAUCAAACUGUGGGGACUCAGCCAGGAGUACGAUAACCUGCUGGGGGCGCUGCUGCGUAUCAAGGAGGUGAUCCGGCAGAAAGUGGAGAGCAGUGAAGAAGAGGAGCCAGACGAGCGAGGGAUGACCCAGAGGCUGGAGGACAUCCUGAAGGAAUCUAGUGGUCCCCUGGUGGCUGGGAGGACCAAGGAGUUUGUUCAGAGGAUUCUAGCGGUCAGUGCUGGAGGUCAGAACGGGGGUAAAGAGAUGCCCUCGGGAGAAGACACCACUGGGUAAACAUCAACAACAACAACACAACAACAACAACAUCAACAA
Molecule: messenger RNA, 1485 nt
Organism: Hypomesus transpacificus
Lineage: Eukaryota; Metazoa; Chordata; Actinopteri; Osmeriformes; Osmeridae
Product: CREB3 regulatory factor-like
Exons: 8
Coding region: 1-1446 (481 amino acids)
Biological process (GO): response to unfolded protein; regulation of transcription by RNA polymerase II
Cellular component (GO): nucleus
Molecular function (GO): DNA-binding transcription factor activity, RNA polymerase II-specific; RNA polymerase II transcription regulatory region sequence-specific DNA binding
Source: RefSeq, a predicted model, not a curated record